Molecule: messenger RNA, 404 nt
Organism: Culex quinquefasciatus (southern house mosquito)
Lineage: Eukaryota; Metazoa; Arthropoda; Insecta; Diptera; Culicidae
Product: ral GTPase-activating protein subunit alpha-1-like
Exons: 2
Coding region: 15-383 (122 amino acids)
Biological process (GO): regulation of small GTPase mediated signal transduction
Molecular function (GO): GTPase activator activity
Source: RefSeq, a predicted model, not a curated record
GCAGCCUGUCCCGGAUGACAGUGAACAAGAAGCCGGACGUUCCGUGGUUUGGCCCGCUGUCGGACGAAGUCGUCAUGGGUUGUUCCGGUUUGGCGAGCUUGGUACGUAUUUCGGCCAUCAACGUGAGUCGCGCCAAGCGGACGUCCCCCUCGCUGUACCAGAAGUACUACGUGGAGAUUCUGUACCGAAAACUAACGCCUGUUGCCGAUCUCACCGUCCAUGGACAAACACUCGACAUUCCGCACGGAAGACGAUUCGAACCGUAUCUUUACGGCGCCCAUUUUCAGUCCCAUUUCGUCGCAGAGUACGGUCACGGCUGGUGGUGGUGGCAACACAGCAGGAUCUACAAUCGGAAAUGCCCGCUGGCUGCAGCUGAUUUCUGAUCGCCACCGGAACAAACAAAA